Molecule: messenger RNA, 3276 nt
Organism: Varanus komodoensis (Komodo dragon)
Lineage: Eukaryota; Metazoa; Chordata; Lepidosauria; Squamata; Varanidae
Gene: MAP3K19
Product: mitogen-activated protein kinase kinase kinase 19
Exons: 6
Coding region: 1-3276 (1091 amino acids)
Biological process (GO): protein phosphorylation
Molecular function (GO): ATP binding; protein kinase activity
Source: RefSeq, a predicted model, not a curated record
AUGGAAGAAAGUGCUGUGGGCUUUGAUUUCAGAUGUGACAGUACAAAUGAGAUAGAAGUGAAAAGGCCUGAAUAUACUGAUAGCUGUUCUUGUUUCCCACUUAGCCCGUCCACACCAGUGACAUUUAACCCUUUCAGAAUGGUGCAACUUCCUCCUCUGAAAGACAACGUGAAGAAAAAGAGUGACAGAAAUGAUCUUUCAAGAAAUCUGGACUCUCCAUCUGUUUCUGCAAAAGUUAUUGACUCCCAGUCAGAUAAUCGGUGGCCAAGAGUCCCUCACCGCUCUGAGGAACCAAUUCCCAUUGGUACGUCUGAUAGCUGCUCUGUCACCAGAGGUCCAGACCCACGUACCCUGGAUAACUGUGGCAUUUCCAUUGGGCAUUUGAAAGGCAAAGAGCCUGAGCUGAACAAAUCUGAAGCAGAUAUGAAAAAGGAAGUUACUCGCAACAAAAUGCAUCAAGCUUUGGUAAACUCUGAGAAUGGAAACAUUAUAAGUAAUGAUUGUGUUUUUGAUCCUAAUAAUUCUUUCAGCACAAGCAAAAUAAUGCAUACAGAAGCAGAAGAAUGUGAAUUUGACCCUUUAAGACAUUCACAAGGUUUCAAAACCAAGAACUGGAGAAAAGAUUUAGCAAUCAAGAGUGGUCCUGACCUAGAUUACAAUGUAAAUGUAAACAAUGUUGUGAAUAUUGAGCCUGGAAAUGCAGAUGGAGAUUCAAACUUGCAAAACAAGCCUAUAUUGGACCAUGACUUAGUGAUUACCAUACCUCAUGCUUUGGUGGGUCUUGAACAAUCUGAAAGCAGUAUUUGUACAACAGCAGACUUCAGAAUGGAAAAAAAUGUCACUGCAUUUGAAAGUACUGAAAACAAAAUUACUGGAUCACCCUCCAUUUGUAUUACCGCACCCAGGCAUGAGCCACCUCAGAAUUGCCAAGGCUCUAGACCUUCAGUCCAAAGAAGAAGCAUGCCACCUAACCUAAGCCAAAGCUUCAGCAUAAUUGCUCACAAAGAGAGUCACGGAUACCAAGUAAAUAGCAAGAGAAUCAAUUCUGCUUUAAAAGCUAAAAUGUGUACGAAGAUGUCUCAGGACCUUAUUAUUUCAGGCAAAAGUUCCAUCCAACACCAAACUAAUAAAAUAAAGAACUCCAUUUCCCAUUCUCUAGGAUUGUCCCAUGAAAACGCUAGAAUUUCUUCUAAGUUUCAGAGGAAACACCAUCAGGAGAAAUACCACUUGAACCAGCACAACCAGAACUGUCCAAAGAAGGUGCUUCCCUGUAUUUCCAAAUUCUCUGCUAGCUCAGGAGAAAGCAUAACUUCUAUUCCUGUUAGACAAGUACAUUCCUCUGUGAGCUUUCUGGAUCUGAAAUACAGCGACAUGUUCAAGGAAAUCAAUUCAAAUGACAAAGGACCUGGCAUUUAUGAGAUGUUUGGAACGCCAGUAUACUCCCGUAAGCCUAAUGAAUAUGAAAGCAGAUAUUGCAGGAAUGUGUAUUCUGCACCAGCUGGGAGGCGCAAUGCUGCAAAACACAAAUCUAGCCACUGCAAAGGGAAGAACAGCAGAAUGAGAAAUGUUCAGCAAAUAAUGUGUCCUAAAUCACACAAGAAUCCCCUUGCUCUUAAACAGAAGCAGAAGGUUUUGGUGCCAAAAGAGGCAUCUGAGUUAGAGAACAGGUGUCUAGAACAGGAUGAAGGUGUAAUUGUCUCUAGUACAGAGCAGCAAAUAAAGACUGAAGGGAAUGCAGCACCAUUCCAUGAAGUUCUGGAUCAGCAACUUCUGAUUUCCACUGAGCUUAGGCAACCUGCUAAACAAAAUGAAGUCAUUCCUUAUUCAAACUUGUCACCUAUUGAAGAAGUCUCACUGGAAUAUACUCCAGAUGUUGGUGAGUCUUUUGGUGAGUCUUCCAUUAAAAAGGCAUUUACCACCACCGUCCAGGAAUUACUUUGGCCAGAGGUUAAAGUUCAUGCAGAAUACGCUCCUCUCUUGGGCUGUGAAAAAGCUAUAAAUGAGCAUAAAAAUUCAGGGAAGAACAAAAGCUCAGUGCAGGAAGAACCUGAAGCAACUACUUGCCUUAUGGAGAGAGUCAACUCACCUCUGCAAAACCUCCAGCUUGGAAAUGUCAGUUUAGCAAACUUAUCAGCUAAACAGACUUGCUAUUCUGCCGAUUCAGUUUCUCAGACAUAUCCAAGUAUCAUGAGCUAUGAGAACUGUGAGGAAAUAACAGAAGACAUAUUUUGUUGCUCAGUGACUGAACUGCUCUCACUUGAUGGUGCAGAUGACAGCUGCUCAAGAGCGGUUAUGAAGGAUGAAGAUGUUGAAACACAACAUGGAAAUGUUGAGAAUAAUGGUAGUACCACAAGUGUUAGAAAUAGUAAGAAUUUCAAUCUGAACUUCCCGGAAUCCACUAGAGAAAAUGGAUUUUUAAGUGUCACGACGAUGGCUGAAAACAGCUUAAGUCAUGAAGAUCCAGUCCUGUGGACUAAAGGUGAAAUCCUUGGAAAAGGAGCCUAUGGCACAGUAUACUGUGGACUUACAAACCAAGGACAUUUAAUAGCCGUGAAACAAGUAGCACUUAAUGCCUGUGAUCAAGCUGUGAAUGAAAAGGAAUACCAAAAGCUUCAGGAAGAAGUUGAGAUUUUGAAAAAUCUAACACACAUCAACAUUGUAGGGUACCUGGGGACAAGUUUAAAAGAUAACAUAGUGAGCAUCUUCAUGGAGUUUGUUCCUGGUGGCUCCGUUUCCAGUAUUAUUCAUCGCUUUGGACCAUUGCCUGAAACUGUCUUUUGUAAAUAUACAAAACAGAUUCUGGAAGGGGUUGCAUACUUGCAUGAAAACCGUGUGGUGCACAGAGAUAUUAAAGGCAACAACAUUAUGCUUAUGCCCAAUGGUGUUAUCAAGCUCAUAGACUUUGGAUGUGCAAAGCGCUUAACCUGUAGAAGUCUGACUAAUACACACAGUGAACCACUCAGAUCUGUGCAUGGCACUCCCUACUGGAUGGCACCGGAAAUAAUAAAUGAAUCUGGAUAUGGAAGAAAAUCAGAUAUCUGGAGCAUCGGCUGCACGGUUUUUGAGAUGGCCACGGGAAAGCCACCACUGGCUUCCAUGGACAGGAUGGCAGCCAUGUUUUAUAUUGGUGCUCACAGAGGACUUAUGCCUUCCCUACCCCAGCAUUGCUCCAAAACCGCAGCAGACUUUGUUCAUCUGUGUUUAACCAGGGAUCAGUGUGAGCGGCCCACUGCUCUACACUUGCUGCAGCACCCCUUCAUGACAAAAAAUUCUUGA